GCAGCGUGUUCCUGGCUGCAUGGUGAGGAGGGAAGGAUGCACACACAGUUCCAACACCAGUGCUGACCGUCCUGCAGGACCCCCAAUGCUGUGCCCACUGUGCCCCGCAGCCCCCGCAGACACCAACUAGCAGACCUUCAUGACUUCAGCAGGAGCCAGCAGCAACACACAGGCACAAAGGUGAACUGAGGAACCAAGCAAGGACAGCCAGCCCCACGGAGGCACGUGGAGAUGGGGACCAGCAUCACGAUGGGCAGCAGAAAGAGAACAAGGAGACAUACUAUAAAAAAUGAGAGGAAGGCUUGUCUCUGAGCCAAAGAUACUCCUCGGCACGGGCAUCCAAAUUCAUGACUCCCUCCCCGAGAUGCCAGAGACCUGGUGAUGCAGGACCAACCUCAGCCACUCAGGCCUUGAGAGCAGCCCCCGGCCGGUGGCUGCUGAGCCCCUUGGGCACCAAGGUCCACAUUCACCACGGACACUUCCCCCCGCAGCUCCAAGCCAUGAGGAGAAGAGAGAGAAGAACGAAGCUGCUGAAGGAGCUCUAACCCACGUCUUCCCGGCCCCUGCCUCUCCCCCUGCUUCCAGCAGACCAGAAACCCCUUCUCCAUGCCACCCUUCCAGAUGGCAGGUCGCCGGUGGGCUGCGACGUCAGCCUUCUGCAUGUGCGUGGCAGCCGUCUCUCUCCUGCACACUGGUGGGGUGCGGGCAGACUGCUGGCUCAUCGAGGGGGACAAGGGUUUUGUCUGGCUGGCCAUCUGCAGCCAAAACCAGCCCCCCUACGAGUCCAUCCCCCAGCAAAUCAACAGCACCAUCGUGGACUUGCGGCUGAACGACAACAAGAUCAAGAGCGUGCAGUACGCGUCGCUCAGCCGCUUCGGCAACCUGACAUACCUCAACCUGACGAAGAACGAGAUCUCCUACAUCGAGGACGGUGCCUUUUCAGGACAGUUCAACCUCCAGGUGCUGCAGCUGGGUUACAACCGCCUGAGGAACCUCACCGAGGGCAUCCUCCGGGGCCUGGGGAAGCUGGAGUACCUCUAUCUCCAGGCCAACCUCAUCGAGUCUGUCACCCCCAAUGCCUUCUGGGAGUGUCCCAACAUAGUGAACAUUGACCUGUCCAUGAACAGGAUCCAGAGACUUGACAGCAACACUUUUAGGGGCUUAAACAAGCUCUCUGUCUGUGAACUCUACAGCAACCCCUUCUACUGCUCCUGCGAGCUCCUUGGCUUCCUGCAAUGGCUGGAGGCCUUCACCAACAUGACACGCACGUACGACCGGAUGCAGUGCGACUCCCCACCAGACUACACGGGCUACUACUUGUUAGGUCAAGGCCGGACUGGCUACCGCAAUGCUCUGAGCAUGCUCUCUUCCCUUUGCACCGGUGGUUCCUACACUGUGAUCCCUCGUUUUAUCCCUCCCCGCUACCAAGUGACCACAGUGCCCUCUGAAAGCCCGUGCUCCGAGGAGGAGUGCUCCUCUGGUGAUGGCACCACCCCACAGUUCUCCCUCUUCACGCCCAUCGGUGAGACAGAGGUGCGGCCAAACAUCCAGGUAAAGCACCUCAACCACAACUCGGCCGUCCUCACCGUGCAGAUCCCCUACCCCUUCAGCAAGAUGUAUAUCCUCUCCCAGUUUGAAAACGGCUUCUCCUCCAUGAUCACCAAGCUCAGGAAGAAGGAGGAGAACAUCACCGUGAGCAACCUAGUAGCACAAAGAGAUUACACCUACUGUGUGGUCUCCGUCCACCAAUACUCCAAGUACAACCACACCUGCGUCACCAUCACGCCCACCAGACCCAACCGCAAGGAGCCGGUGCCCACUCCUUCCACUGCCACUCAUUAUAUCAUGACAAUCCUGGGCUGUCUCUUUGGCAUGGUGAUCGUCCUGGGCGUUGUCUAUUACUGUCUCCGAAAGAGACGCCAGCAGGAGGAGAAGCACAAAAAGGCUGCCAGCGGCAUGAAGAAGACCAUUAUUGAGCUGAAGUACGGGCCAGAAAUGGAGACCACCAGCAUCACCCAGCUGUCCCAGGGACAGAUGCUGGGUGGGGAGACUGUGACCCGCAUCCCCUACCUGCCUUCUGCUGGUGAGGUCGAGCAGUACAAGCUCAUUGACAGCAGUGAGACCCCCAAGGCCACCAAGGGCAACUACAUGGAGGUGAGGACGGGGGAGCAGCCUGAGAGGAGAGACUGCGAGCUGUCCCUGGCACCAGACACCCAGAGCUCCGUGGCUGAGAUCUCCACCAUUGCCAAGGAGGUGGACAAGGUGAACCAGAUAAUCAACAAUUGCAUCGAUGCCUUGAAAUCUGAGUCCACUUCCUUCCAAGGGGUGAAAUCGGGGGCAGUCUCCACAGUGGAGCCUCAGCUGGUGCUUUUAUCAGAGCAGAUCCCCAGCAAGCACGGAUUCCUCUCCCCUGUCUACAAGGAAAGCUACAACCACCCCCUCCAGCGACACCACAGCAUGGAGGCAGCCCCCAAACGCUCCAGCACUUCUUCCAGUGGCUCCAUACGGAGCCCCAGGUCGUACCGCUCCGAGGGAUCGGGCCACAAAUCAGAAGCCAAAUACAUCGAGAAGACGUCCCCCACCACCGACACCAUCCUCACUGUGACACCGGCUGCGGCCAUCCUGCGGGCAGAGGCGGAGAAGAUCCGGCAGUACAGCGAACACCGGCACUCGUACCCUGGCUCGCACCAAGGGGAGCAGCACGACAGCAUGGCGGGGCGAAAGCCUUCCAUCCUGGAGCCUCUGACCCGGCCUCGUCCCAGAGACCUGGCCUAUUCCCAGCUCUCGCCGCAAUACCACAACCUGAGCUACACCUCCAGCCCAGAGUACACCUGCAAACCAUCGCACAGCAUCUGGGAACGCUUCAAACUCAACCGCAAGCGGCACAAAGACGAGGAGGAAUAUAUGGCAGCCGGCCAUGCCCUGCGCAAAAAGGUCCAGUUUGCCAAAGACGAGGAUCUUCACGACAUCUUAGACUACUGGAAGGGCGUCUCCGCCCAGCAAAAGUCCUGAGUCCUCACACAACUCGUGACUUAAAGUAACUGGACCAAAAGAAAUCCGCAGCAGCUAUUUUUAUUCAGACUGUCUUUGAAACAA
Lagopus leucura (white-tailed ptarmigan) is the source of this 3096-nucleotide messenger RNA. RefSeq names its product extracellular leucine rich repeat and fibronectin type III domain containing 1 (gene ELFN1). The record is from RefSeq and is a predicted model, not a curated record. Gene Ontology annotation, cellular component: plasma membrane. The transcript has 3 exons. NCBI's taxonomy places the organism in Eukaryota, Metazoa, Chordata, Aves, Galliformes, Phasianidae. Gene Ontology annotation, molecular function: protein binding. The coding region runs from base 607 to 3012 and encodes 801 amino acids.